This is a messenger RNA of Lipotes vexillifer (Yangtze River dolphin), 2018 nucleotides long. RefSeq names its product kelch domain containing 3 (gene KLHDC3). NCBI's taxonomy places the organism in Eukaryota, Metazoa, Chordata, Mammalia, Artiodactyla, Lipotidae. Gene Ontology annotation, molecular function: chromatin binding; protein binding. The record is from RefSeq and is a predicted model, not a curated record. The transcript has 11 exons. Gene Ontology annotation, cellular component: cytoplasm. The coding region runs from base 306 to 1454 and encodes 382 amino acids.
AGAAUCUCCUCAGGCUCCUGCCCACUCUUCAGCCCCUGACGUCCCUCCGGAACACCGUGAACUACAAGUCCCGGUAGGCUUCGGGCACUUAGCUCUGACUGCAUGUUCGCAGACAGCUGCCCGCCGGAAGGAUAGAGCCUGGUUGUGUUUAUCUCGUUGGGGAUCGCGUCGUCGGUUGGCGUGCAACGGGUUCUAGGCUGCAGGCAUCGCGAGGACCCGCGGCCCCGCCCCGGCCCGGCCUGGCAGGUAGCAGAGGCAGCAGGCCGUGCCGGGGGGGCAUGUUGCUGUAACCAGUGGCCCAGGGGAUGUUACGGUGGACGGUGCACCUGGAGGGCGGGCCCCGCAGGGUGAACCAUGCUGCAGUGGCUGUCGGACACCGGGUGUACUCCUUCGGGGGUUACUGCUCUGGUGAAGACUAUGAGACGCUGCGUCAGAUUGAUGUGCACAUUUUCAAUGCAGUGUCCUUGCGUUGGACAAAGCUGCCCCCAGUGAGGCCCGCCACCCGCGGGCAGGCUCCCGUGGUACCCUACAUGCGGUAUGGACACUCCACCGUCCUCAUCGACGACACAGUCUUCCUUUGGGGUGGGCGGAAUGACACCGAAGGGGCCUGCAAUGUGCUCUAUGCCUUUGACGUCAAUACUCACAAAUGGUCCACACCCCGAGUGGCAGGAACAGUUCCUGGGGCCCGGGAUGGACAUUCGGCUUGUGUCCUGGGCAAGACCAUGUACAUUUUCGGGGGCUACGAGCAGCUGGCGGACUGCUUUUCCAAUGACAUUCACAAGCUGGAUACCAGCACCAUGACAUGGACCCUGAUCUGUACCAAGGGCAACCCUGCACGCUGGCGGGACUUCCACUCGGCCACAAUGCUGGGCAGUCACAUGUAUGUCUUUGGGGGCCGUGCAGACCGUUUUGGGCCAUUCCAUUCCAACAAUGAGAUUUACUGCAACCGCAUCCGUGUCUUUGACACGAGGACUGAGGCCUGGCUGGACUGUCCACCCACCCCAGUGCUGCCUGAGGGGCGCCGGAGCCACUCAGCCUUUGGCUACAAUGGGGAGCUGUACAUUUUUGGUGGCUAUAAUGCAAGGCUGAACCGGCACUUCCAUGACCUCUGGAAGUUUAACCCUGUGUCGUUUACCUGGAAAAAGAUUGAACCGAAGGGGAAGGGGCCAUGUCCCCGCCGGCGCCAGUGCUGCUGUAUUGUUGGUGACAAGAUUGUCCUCUUUGGGGGUACCAGUCCGUCUCCUGAGGAAGGCCUGGGAGAUGAAUUUGACCUCAUAGAUCAUUCGGACUUACACAUUUUGGACUUUAGCCCUAGUCUGAAGACUCUGUGCAAACUGGCUGUGAUUCAGUAUAACCUGGACCAGUCCUGUUUGCCCCAUGACAUCAGGUGGGAGCUGAAUGCCAUGACCACCAACAGCAAUAUCAGUCGCCCCAUUGUCUCCUCCCAUGGGUAGGAGGAAGUUUCUGCCGCCUCCCUUCCUGAGCCUGCUGGUGUCUUCACUGCCCUUGCCCAUCUCUCCCCCGCCUGCCCCUUUGGACCCUGGACUUGGUAUACCUCCACAUGGAGUUGUUGGACUAGAGGUGUUUUCUGUGCUGUGAACUUAGUGGGGAGCUGCAGGGGGGAGGGCUAGGUCCCUUCCUCCUUGGGCCGAGGGCCCCUUCCCCUUGGUGCUCUGUCCCAUUCACCUCCCUCCAACUGCUCCUGGGCCUCUGCUCUGCCCCAGGUCAGCCAUGCUCUGCUGGGAAGCGAAGGGAAUGGGGAGGAGGGAGAAGCAAGCAGUGUCAGCCUCAGGAGCUUCCCCUCCCCACCCCUCUUUCCACCUCUUCCCGCUGCUUGAGCCCUGAGCAUUGAUUGGGAGCUGAGAGGAGUUGCAGCUGUUGGCAUGAAAUCUCCUUCUCCCUGACCUGGGGAGGGGAGGACCAGCAGAUAAUCCCACCCUUCCUUGAGCUGUUGCUGUACCCUGACGCUCUCAGCCAGCUCAGAUUUUAUAAAAAUGAACUGAAAGUCUCCAAACGUG